AUGAAUUCUCACGAAGGUCCAUGUUCACGACAAAUACAGUGCCUAAAUUGCCGUGGGUCUCACGAAUCUACUGAUACCUCAUUCCCGUCUCGCCCACGCAGAGAUCAUGGUGUAUUCGUUCGCCCAACAGGGGCACAGUUGCGACAUAUACGCGCCGCUGGACGCAGAGAUCUUGCCAAUACUUUGAGACAUGCUCAGGAAUCGGCCGAGAGCGGUGCCGAGACCCUCACUGAACUCAACCCUACCCAUUAA
Blumeria graminis f. sp. triticale is the source of this 252-nucleotide messenger RNA. NCBI's taxonomy places the organism in Eukaryota, Fungi, Ascomycota, Leotiomycetes, Helotiales, Erysiphaceae. The record is from the annotation of a GenBank genome assembly.